CUGGAGUGCCCACAUCUCUUUUGUUACACAUUACUGGUUGAUCAGUGAAAAUAAGCGAUGGUUAAUGGAGACGGGUUUGUGCGCGUGAGUGUGUUGGUGUUAAAAAGUGACCCGCCUCUUCCCUCAUUUCCACAGUCCCCUCCCUCAAGAAACCCCCCUUUUCCACUCUCCUUUUGUGUUCACGGUGCCCUACACAUCGACUGCAUUCCUGUUUCCCUCAGUAUUGACUCAUUCAAGAGGUCUGUAUUGAAAGAAAGUAUCACAAUUGUGUGGAAAUCACUCGCAUCUACUUCUGAGACUUCGGGUUGAGGAAAUACCGUUCAUACUUUCACACGUUCACUUACCUCUAAGGAUAAAGGAGGGAAGUGGACUCAAAGAUAAAUUGUAAACGCGUGAAAUGGAUUAAAUCCCAUCGAGGAAAGCUGGAGCACCACAGACGAACCAAGCGACGGAGAAGGGCUCGGAGGGAGUCCAUGAAUUUCCAACAUCAACGAGAAAGAGAUUAUACUCGACCAAACCCCAAAAUGAUGUCUCCAAAAGACAAGCCUAAGAAAAAACCUCCUAAAGACAGCAUAACAUUGCUGCCCUGCUUCUACUUUGUGGAGCUGCCAAUAGUUGCAUCCUCCAUGAUCUCCCUUUAUUUCUUGGAGCUGACAGACGUUUUGCAGCCAGCCAAAGUAGGUUUCCGUUGCCAUGAUCGCACACUGAGCAUGCCCUAUGUGGAAACAGGAGACGAGCUCAUUCCUCUGCUCAUGCUGCUCAGCCUGGCCUUUGCUGGCCCUGCAGCGUCUAUCAUGCUCGGGGAGGCCUUAAUGUACUGCAUGCAGUCCAAAUUGAAGAUUCCCUCUGGUUCUGAAGGGAGUAUAAACGCAGGAGGUUGUAAUUUCAACUCUUUCUUACGCAGGACAGUCCGAUUUGUGGGUGUUCAUGUGUUCGGGCUAUGUGCCACCGCACUGGUGACUGAUGUUAUCCAGCUGGCCACUGGCUAUCAUGCACCCUUCUUCCUGACCGUCUGCAAACCCAACUACACUCUGCCCGGUGUGGCCUGUGAUAAAAACCCAUACAUAACCCAGGACAUCUGCUCUGGCCGAGACCAGUAUGCUAUUUUGUCAGCCAGGAAAACUUUCCCUUCACAGCAUGCCACUUUGUCUGGCUUUGCAGCCGUCUACAUAUCCAUGUACUUCAAUGCCACAAUCUCAGACAGCACCAAGCUGUUGAAGCCUGUGCUGGUGUUUGCAUUUGCCAUAGCAGCAGCCCUGGCCAGCUUGACCCAGAUCACCCAGUAUCGAAGCCAUCCCAUCGACGUCUACGUGGGUUUGGUGAUUGGAGCUGGCAUUGCUGUUUAUCUAGCAUUAUACGCAGUGGGGAACUUUGCAUCAAAUGAAGAGACCUCCCCCAAACCACUAAAGCAGACCCAUCAACCAACACAAAAAGAUCCUCUGAGAGAACUGACACAACGUGGCCAUGACUCGGUGUACCAGAAGGGUCAUGCUUCUGAGAGCAAUGACGAACUGUCUGCCCCGCCGCAUGUUGCCGGCCUGAACCGUAAGGUGCGUCGAGAGAAGGCCUCUAUGGGCAGCCUAAAGAGAGCCAGUGCAGACGUUGAGCUCCUGGCUCCUCGCAGUCCGAUGGGAAAGGAGACCAUGGUGACUUUCAGUAACACUCUGCCCCGUGCCAAUACCAAUGCUAUGGAGGAACCUGCUCAACGUCACAUGACCUUCCAUGUGCCAAUGGACUCUCAGCGCUCUAAACAGCUGGUGUCUGAAUGGAAACAGAAGUCUAUGGAGAUGCGCAGUCUUAGCCUGAGGGACGAUGAGGAGGAGGGGGCCGCUGCGGAGGGAGUUGACGGAAUUGAGGUGGAAGGUAACGAUGAGCUGGGCAUGCAGACCUCUCUUUAUCCUACGGUGCAAGCCAAUAGGGGAGCAACAGCGACGACGGCAGGAGGGAGCACCAGGGUGAUAAUCCCUCAGAGGCCUGGUGCACCACAGUUAGUUCACAUCCCUGAAGAAGCCACUCGACCUCCACCAGUGUCACCUAAAAGUGCCAUAACGCGUGCAAAGUGGCUCUCUAUGACAGAGAAAGGUGGUCCGGUACCAGCCGCCACUCCGGAACUGCCACGUCUGCCCAACCAGCCGCGGGUUAUGCAGGUCAUUGCCAUGUCUAAGCAACACGGUCCGGUUACUGUUACCACACCCAAGUCUUCUGAGACCGCCUCAUCUUGUGGCACUUCCAGCACAGGAUCAGAGUCUCCCUACUACCGUAUCCCCUCUGACCGAGACAGCGCCAGCAUUGUUACAGUAGACGCUCACGCCCCUCACCACCCAGUAGUGCGUCUUUCUUCAGGCAACGGGAAUACCUGGGAUUGGAGGAGCACCACUGGUGCCAAAACUGAGGUUCAGGAGACCAGCCGAACACUGCCCAGGCAGGAGUAUCGUCCAAUCAAAACAGAGUCCUUGUGCUCUUCCUCCACCGAGCAUGAUACAGGGUUCCUGCCUCCCCCACCACACCCCGACUUGCUCUUGGACAGCAGCCUCAGCCUAGAUUCGUCCCUCCAUCGCAACUCCUCCAUCUCAGCUAAAGACUGGGACCCGGGACAGCCUCACCCAGAACCUGACCACUUCUUUAAGAACUUGCAAGCAAACAGACCAUUUAAGGAAUAAUGCAGGGACUCUUCAGACUUCUUUUAGGAGAAAUCCAAUGUGAAUAUUUUUUGAUGGCUGGUGUGAGAAGGCAGACUUUUUGGUUAUCUCACAUUGAGCAUCUGGGGUGGAUUAGUGCCGUGAAGCACCAGAAGGCUCACACAGACUUGAGGGGGGAAUUGUGAGUAUGUGUGAAUAAAAGCAGACCCACAAAUCUGAUAAGACUACAUCAUAAAUUGUCACAGACUGGGUUUACAUGUACACCAAUAAUGUAUUUUUAUCCAACAAUCAGAGUAAGGAUUUAAAGGAAAACAUCACCUUUUUUCAAUAUUUUAUUAUGUUCUUACCACAAUUUAGAUAAAACAUACCUAUAUUUUUUCAGUGUGUGCACUGUGUUAGCAUUUAGCCUAGCCCCAUUCAUUUCUUAGGAUCCAAACAGGUAUGAAUUUAGAAGCCAUCAAACACUUACAUCUUUACCUAUUUAAGGACUGUAAGUAUGGUGGCACAAAAUAAAAGUUUUUUUAAGCGGAUAAAAAAUUAGAACUAUAUGGCAGAAGAGCACUUACUUAGCGCCGAGGUCCAAGUGAGGCAAACUAAGUGCUCUUACGCAAUGCAAUAUAGUUCUCAUUUUUCUCAACAAAAAAAAUCGCUAUAAUAAUAAUAAAAUAAUAAUUUGUUUUGUGCCACCAUACUUACUCUUGUAACUACUCAUGUAAAAGUCUUUAAAUAUGGAAAACAUGGAAGUGUUUGGUGGCUUCUAAAUUCAUCCCUGUUUGGAUCCUAAGGAAUGAAUGGGGCUAGGCUUAAUGCUAACACAUUCACGACACACUGUACAAAGAUUAAUUGUACGCAUUAAAAAAAGAUAGGUAUGUAUUAAUUUGUCUAAGUUGAGGUAAGAACAUAGUAAAAUAUUAAAAAACGGUGGUGUUUUCCUUUAAUUGCUGUAAGUUGUUUACAUCCUCUUCAUUCCUGUUUACAUGCAGUUUUUAUUUUCUGAUUUUUCCCUUUAAUUGUGGUUAUUAUGCACAAAGCACACCACAAACGAUGAACUUACAUAUAGGUGUGUUACUGUCCACUGUUUUAUAUUAUUUAUGUUAAAUGACAAACGUGUUCAUAUGGAUGUAUUGCCCUAUUCAGUGCCAUUAUGAAGACUAUUAUUUGAGGUAAAAGUGUAGUAACCAUGGUUGUCAAAAUCUUGGUUAUUUUGUGGUAACCAUGGAUUACAAUAACCAUGUUUUUUUAACUGUAGUAAAACCAUUGUUUAUUUUCGUAAGUGCACAAUAUUUCCAAUCGCAUUACGAGGGUGCAUGUAAACUUAGUCUUUGAUUCUACAGACUAAAAUUCAACUAAUGGUGAACCAUAUUUCAGAUUUUUUUUAUUUUGGGGUUUACUAUACGCUUGGAAUUACAUUGUAUUGUACAAGAGGAAAUGAUGUUAUGAUGUUUUCAAAUGUCUCAAGCGGAUAAAGAACAGAACAGAGCUUUAUUAUUGUGGUCUGGAAAUAUGGACAGGUAAGCACACCACUUUUAUGUGCGUUCUUAAUGAAUGCUAUUGGUUUUAUGUAGGCCUAGUCACUUUCUCCUUUUUAUACUAAAAUAUGAAGUACUCUUUGCUUGUUUGUGUGUAUUGCAUGUGUGUUUAUUUAUGUGUCUUUUAAACCUUGAAUGGACUGUUACAUGCCAGAAGGGGCGGCCUCUUUUAUUUUGCUGCCCAGUGUUGAGGUUUUUGUAACAAACUUUGAAAAAUAAAAUUGUAAUAAUACUA
Paramisgurnus dabryanus is the source of this 4403-nucleotide messenger RNA. RefSeq names its product phospholipid phosphatase related 3a (gene plppr3a). Gene Ontology annotation, cellular component: plasma membrane. NCBI's taxonomy places the organism in Eukaryota, Metazoa, Chordata, Actinopteri, Cypriniformes, Cobitidae. The record is from RefSeq and is a predicted model, not a curated record. Gene Ontology annotation, biological process: phospholipid metabolic process; signal transduction; phospholipid dephosphorylation. Gene Ontology annotation, molecular function: phosphatidate phosphatase activity.